GAACCUUCCGCGGUAAGAAGCAGGUCUUGGUCGAGUGGCUUGGCUAUGACCGUUCGGAACAGACCUGGGAGAACCAAAACUAUAUUGAGCAGGUUGCCAAGGAGCAUGUUGACGACUACAUGAGCAAGCUUCAGGGAACGGACAAGGCCAAGCCCAAGACCAACACCAAGGCCACUUCAACAUCUAAUGUUCCAUUGUCGAAGAAAAAGGGGAUUGCAAAGCCUGUCGCCAGAGGCAGGGGUAGACCCCCCAAGGCUGCGACGAAACCAACUACCCAGAAGACUCAAGGCAGGACAAGAGUCACCAAACGCUAGGUCAAGGUUGGCCAGAUUCAGCAUGUGUUUAGACUGUAUACUAGGACGGGUGUCAAAACUUGUUGCGGGAUGCGAUGUGGUUUCGUUUUAUUGGAUGUUUGAGAAAUAAAAAUUAGGUAUAUUGUUUUAUGACGGGAUGAUUCUUUUUAGUAGUUCAUUGAGUAUGCGAAGUAGCAUUUUCGCUUUUGUCUA
Molecule: messenger RNA, 506 nt
Organism: Fusarium graminearum PH-1
Lineage: Eukaryota; Fungi; Ascomycota; Sordariomycetes; Hypocreales; Nectriaceae
Exons: 1
Coding region: 120-314 (64 amino acids)
Source: RefSeq, a predicted model, not a curated record